Hermetia illucens (black soldier fly) is the source of this 1497-nucleotide messenger RNA. RefSeq lists its product as uncharacterized. The coding region runs from base 150 to 1409 and encodes 419 amino acids. The transcript has 5 exons. NCBI's taxonomy places the organism in Eukaryota, Metazoa, Arthropoda, Insecta, Diptera, Stratiomyidae. The record is from RefSeq and is a predicted model, not a curated record.
CGGCCAGUAAUUGCAUGGUGGAAGCACGAAGAUAGUUUGGAAUUAGAUAACAACUUUCGAUUAGCGAGCUUGUACCCCAAGUUUAGAAGUCGAUACAGCAAGUGCUGCGGAGCAAGUCGAGUUUUCCGGAAACCUACGGUAUUCAGUAGAUGAGUAUAAUGUCGAACGAAAUAAACAAAUUUGUUCCACCAGAUCAUUUGAAUGAGAAAUUUUUGAAAAGAAGCUUAGAAAAUGGAUUUCAAAUUAGUGGAAUUAAUAUCGUUGAUUUCCAAAUAACAUUGGGAACCCAACCCGGUGAUAACUAUACAAGCACAAUCUAUCGGGUUAAGGUGAUAUACAAAGAACCGAAUUCGGGAAAUAAGGAAGUUUUCCUAAUUGUGAAAAGUAUUCUAGUAGAUGAGCAUCGUGCAUCACUAGAAGAGUUUGGAAUGCUGGAUAAGGAAUUUAACGUUUACAUUGAGAUAUUACCGAAAAUUUCAAAAAUAUUGGGUGACUCUUCGAUGGCCCCAAAAUGCUUUAAUAUUGUCAGAGAACCACACCGCAAUAUAGUUUUCCAGGAUAUGAAAGCUUUAGGAUACAAAGUUGCCAGUCGACAGACUGGGCUCGAUGAACCACACUUUCAGGUAGCGCUGGACAAAAUUGCCAAGUUUCAUGCCGCGUCGAUUAAGCUGCUGAAGGAGGAUCCAACAAUCGAGAAGGAUUUUCGGGAUGGAAUCUUGACAGAACAGUCGGUGGUUGAUCCAAUGUUCCAAACGGUGUUUAGAGAGAAUAUUCCAUUAGUUGCCGAAGUAUUGAAUACGAUGCCAGGAUAUGAACGAUUCUAUCCAAAGUUAAUGAAAAUUUAUGACAACUAUAGAGAGAUUGCUUUGAAGAUGGUAGAGCCCGAUCCCGAGAAUGAUAUAAAAGUAUUAAAUCACGGCGACUUAUGGGUCAAUAAUUUUCUUUUCAAAUACGAUGAAAAAACGCAACAGCCAACAGAUAUAGUGUUUGUUGACUACCAAGGAACCUUCUUCAAUAGCUUGGGAAUCGACUUGAACUAUUUAUUCGCCACGAGUGCCCAGGUGGACGUUCUUAAGCGGAAAAUGGAACUAAUUGAAAAAUAUUACUACCCAGUAUUUAUCGAAACCUUGAAAAAUUUGGAAAUUGAAUCUAUUCCAACCCUCCAAGAUAUAAUCAAUCAAGUGAAACAACGGGAAAUAUAUAAUCUAAUCUGCCUGUUUGCUGCCUUGCCUUUGUUAACGCUGAGCCAAGAAGAUUCGAAAACGAAUGAUUUUUCACAGUUUGCGGAUAAGGAGAAGGCGCGUCAGAAGACAUUAAUUGGAAUGGCCACCAAAAGAUUUUCAGAAUCAAUGAAAUAUACCGUGAAAUAUUUAGAAAACAAAAUUGAUGAAACGAUAAGUAAAUAUUAACAUAUUGUUUAGUAUCUUUGUUUAGUUUUCAAAUUUCUCGAUAGUUUCUAACGAUUUGGAAAAACAGUAAAAAGAUUAUUAAACUAAA